AUGCAACUUGCUGGAAUAACGCAAAAAACUUUUGAAAUGAUUCAAUUUUUUGAUGGUUAUGAUCUUUGGAUAACUGGCCAUUCAAUAGGUGGAGCUAUAGCCUCGAUUGCUGCCGCUAAAAUAGCUAGUGCUAAUGUAAUUGAUGCAAAACAAAUUAAAUUGGUUACUUUUGGACAGCCUAGAGUGGGAAAUAAAGCUUGGGCAGCGGCUAUGGAAAAUGCUGUUGGAAAUUUUUGA
This is a messenger RNA of Meloidogyne enterolobii, 237 nucleotides long. Lineage: Eukaryota; Metazoa; Nematoda; Chromadorea; Rhabditida; Meloidogynidae. The record is from the annotation of a GenBank genome assembly.